GGCGCCGAGCGCAGCCAUGGGCAAGAGCCGGGCGCGGCGGUUCCGCAGGGCGCCCCGCGACCCCGCGCAGCAGCGCGACGGCGAGCGCGGCCCCGAGGAGGAGGCGGCGGCGGAGCUGCUGGAGAAGCUGCAGCAUCCCAGUGCUGAAGUGAGGGAGUAUGCCUGUGCCAGUAUUUCCAAGCUGCUGCAGCAGCAGCGCGUCAUCCCAGCCUUCGUGCAGCGGGACGUGGUGCGCUGUCUGGGGCCCUUGCUGAUGGAUCACAGUUUGGCUGUUCGGGAGACAGCUGCAGGUGCUCUCCGAAAUCUGAGUGCUUGUGGAGGAUUUGAUGUCUGUGAUGACAUGGUGACCAACGACAUCAUGACACCCCUGGUUGCACUUCUGAAAGAGUGCAGCACUGGACUGGAUGCUAACCAGCACUCUCCAAAGAAAUGCAGAGGGAUUAACAAAAAUUAUAUUGAAGACAUAGCCAAUGAGGCUAUUAAUUUGCUGUGGAAUAUAUGUGAAUGCAACAAUACUGCCCUAUACAUAUUCAAUAAAGAAGGAUGUCUGGAGGCUGUCUUACAUUACAUGAAGAAAUUUGCCACAAAUGUGGAUCUGGCUAUUUCAGUAGCAAACUGCUUGCAGGCAGUGACAGAAGAUAAUCCAGAUCUUCUUUCUUCAUUUAAUGCUUCUGCACAGCAAAUACUGGAAACAGUGAUGUUGAGUCCAGAGAGCACCAUGAAGCACAUCCUUCUGAGAACACUGAUAGCAGGCACUAUCUGGAAUAUAAAGGAUACCAUUCCACCAGGCAGCCUGGGAAGCACAGUUAAUGCAAUCCUGAAGAUAUUUUCAGAAUCAUUGGCAAUAGAUGCUGGUGAAACAAUUAUUCGUAUGAAUGAAGCUGAGAAAAAUAGGUUAAAACUUGCUGUGGAAGCAGAAACUGAAGAAAACAUGAGUGAUACUGCAGAAAACUGUGUUUUGAGUGAAGAUGAUAACAUGGAAGAAAUACCAAAAGGAAAACUCAGAAGAGAAAAUGACGUUUCAGAUUUACUUCCAUCUGAUAAGUGGGAACUGAAAGAAGUGACAGCUUUACUGACGGCCCAGCAGACUGCUCUGGAAAUCAUUGUUAAUAUGUGCUGCAGUGAAGAUCCCUCUGAUGAUGAGUGGGAAGAACUGUCCAGCAGUGAUGAGAGUGACUUGUUCAUGGAAAACUCGUACAACGAGGGGAGUGGGCUGCUGCUGUCACCCCUGUGCCUCUCUGAUGAAGUUAACUCAGCAUUUCUGAACAACCUCAUUCCAAAGAAGAUUCUGGAAAAAACUGCUUUUCCGAACAGUGUUGCUCUAGGCAUCUGUACGCACAAUCCAUCUUGGAAACCAUUAAUUAAAAAACUGAAUGCAGUGCAGUGUAGAGCUUUAACGUGUCUUCAGAGCAUUUUGUUGGUGUCAGAUGUGGAUUGUCUUGGGGGAGCUUCAGCCCUUCAGUCGCUUGCACAGCAUCUCUCACAGCUGAUCUUUUCUAAAACAGAACUCCCUACAGACACAGAAUUCCUGGAAGCUGUAACCAGUGCUUUGAGGGCUCUUCUACAAACAAUGGCAUCAAAGAACAUCUCCCAGUGUAUGACUCCCGAGCAGCUACUGGCUUUAUGUGAGGCUGGUAUUCAAAGCAGCAAUGCCAGUGUUAGAGUGAACGUGGUGAGCAUCCUUGGAAUUUCUGGCAGUGUCCUGGCAAAAGGACAAGAUACAGCUGAAACACUGAAGAUGAUUGGAAAAUUUCUUCUUGAGGUUGCUGUGAAGGAAUCUUCUCUUGUGGUAGCAGGGGAAGCCUUGGAUGCACUUUUUGAUGUAUUUGCAGAUGGCGAAGAAGCAGAAAGGGCAGCGUUACAGAUCAGGUUGCUUCCAACACUGAAGGAAUUUCAGCCAGUGUUCAGAAUGAGGAUGCGAAAAGAAGGCAAAGGACAAUAUAGUACAGAUCAACUGUGUGUUCUUGACAAUGUGAAGAUGAAUUUGAGAAGAUUCAUUGCAUAUCAGGAGACACUAGGGAAAACCCCAACUUGAAACAUCGAGGAACUUUUAAGGACUCUCCCCUGCUGCAAAAUGUGCCUCUUGUCCUUUGACUGCACACGACCAAGAAGAGCCUGGCUCCAUCUCCUAACCCCCACUUGGCAGCUGAAAACAGCAAUUGUAUUUCCCUCUUCUCCAAGCCAAAUAAAACCAGCUCCCUCAGCUGUUCCUUGUAUGCCCUCUCACCCUCCAACCAUCUUAGUGGCCUUCUGCUUGACCUGCUCUGCUGUGUCUUGUACUGAGGGCCCAAAACUGGACACACUACUCCAGAUGUGAUCUCCUAGGUGCUGAAUAGAGGCAAGUAAUUGGUUUUCUUGUCCUGCUGGCCAUGCUUCUGCCAGCACAGCCUGUUAUUUGGUAGCUGUUGUCACUUCAAGGGUGCUCUGCUGGCUUCAGCUUACUGUCCACCAGGACCCUUUGGUCCUUCUCUCCAAAGCUGUCCUUUGGUCAUUUAGUCAAGAGCACUGUCCCAAAUGUAGGAGUUUGCAUUUUACAAGUGUAGCAGCCAGAAUUUUUCCUGGGGACCAUUAGAAAACCAAAGUAUUUAAGUUUUUGUUUUCGGUUUUUCUUUUAGGUUAUUGAUAAUAUCAUUAGGUUGAUAACAAGAAACAUUUAAUCUGCAAAUACAAAUCUGGCAGUUGCAGGUAAAUAUACAGAAGAUAGGGCAUCCAUUAGAAACAUGGUUUUCCUAAUAUAAUCAGUUAGACUGGUUUUUUUUCUUCAAGUGAAAAAACAGACUGACAUUUAGGUCUUAAACUAUUCUGGCAGUAGGAAGACACUGAUUAUUUUUUUUGCUAUGCACUGAUCAGCUGAACGUAUUGAAAAAAUAUUUUCACAAUAAGAUUGGUGCAUAGUACAAACCAUAUCACUUAAAGAUGCAAUAUUAAUGCAUCUAUGGAAGACAAAGCAAGUUAUGAGUGAUUUAAAGAAGGCAUCAAAUCAGGGACUAAAACCAGGUGAGAUACACUGGCACAAAAGAGCUAAGCUACAAGAUUGGGGCUACAAAAGUUGUUCUGACACAACUAAGGAAAAUCAAGGCAGCAGCAGAAGUGAUGAUAAUGUGAAAAUUAAAUGUUUUGGGGGUCUUUGAACACUGGUUUAUUUAAUAGGUCUAGGGUAAGCUUCAGACAAAGACAAGAUCCUUUACAGCCUACAAAGGGGAAGAUGGAUCUUGAUGGCAGAAAUUGGACUGAUGUAGACAGUGUGUAGCAUAACUAAAUAGAUACUAAAUAUAUGUAAGUGAUCUUCAUCAGUUGAUCUAAUCGCACAGAUAAGACUGCUAUCAAAACAGGUAUCUGAAUUGGGUUGCUUAUUCUGGUCCCUAAGGCAUCAUCUGUCUGCUUCAGUUAAAAGCCACAGUCCUUGGAAGGUAUGGAUUGCUGCUCUGCUUGUGUCCCUGCCUGAUGCUGAGCACGGCAAACUGGCUCUGAGCUGAGCUGUAAUACCAAAAUAGGUGCUGAAUUUACCUUGCUCUGGUGUCAAGUAGAGUGUGAAGGAGGCUGUGGGUCCCCUGCCCUGUUCAGGAGCAGCAGGACCACUGACAAUUUCUGCUGCUUGCAAAAUGUCGAAUUCCCAGCUGUGGAAAUAAGGAAUUAUCACUUGUGUGAUUUAAUUCUUGCUCUCUAUGAAAAGAAACAAGUGGCAAGAUUUAAAUGUAUAUUUGGUGUUUAUACAUCAUGCCUUGACAUUCAGAAGCAGAAGAUGGCUGUAUACCACAGUCAAGCCCAUAGUCUAACUUUCUGGGGGUUAUGGUGUGUGUUGAAGGUAAUUUUUUGCACAGUAUGGGCUUUUUUUUGCUUUUUUUUGAAGAUGCCUUCCUAGAGGAACAGGAAUAACUUCAACCAGUAGUACUUGGCUUGGUUUGAUGUUUGCAUUUUGAGAGACAAAUAUGAAAAAAAAAUGAGGGCACAGUAAAAUUACAAAAUGAGAACUGCGUAGGAGAACUAAUAAAUUUAAAAUCAGUUUGCAUUUUAAGUAUUACAAAUUAAAUUAAUAUCUUGUGGAAUAUUAACAUAAAACAACCAACCAAAAAUGUCCAUAAACUCAAGUUCUGUUUCCUUAGUGAGGGAUUUUCAAUAAAAACAUUCCUGAGGAUUGGAUGGAAACAUCUAGCCUUGCAUUUACUGUUGCAAAUUGCAAUUCAGGCAAUGGUAGUGGUGAUUGAAAAUAAUGUAAUUGUUCCUUUCUGGCACAAGUGACUUGAGCAAACAAUCUAUAUAUUGUUUGUUCUGGACAAGCUGUUAAGAUAUAUAACUUUAGAAUAAUUGGCAAAAUCUGGGGUCUCAGACAGCAAAUGAAGGCGCUUGAAGUUUUUCCACCAGGGCUGACACACGGUGAGCAUUUCUGUUUGAAGAAGCUUUUAUUUGAGUGGUGGGGGGUUUUUCGGUCUGAUUUCAGAUAUUUUAAAACUUAUUUUUUUGUACCUUCUGGGAAAAAAUUGAAAGCAUUUAAGUAAAUUCACUUAAAUUUCAUUUUGUUUCUGUAUAAUUUCUGUAAGUUUCUUCUCUCUGUGAGAGUCAUUUUGUCAAACAUACAGACAUAACUCAGUAACCACAUAAAGCCUAAUUGGAGCUUUGCACACGGGAGGAUGUAGGAACUUGCUUUUUUCUUUUGAAUGUGGGUGCCAGGAGCUCCUGGCAUUACUGUUACAUUAUGGAUUUUAAUCAAACUAUUUGGGAGCUGAAGUAAGAUCCCAGGGUAAUAAUCUGUUGGCUCUUGGGUUGUGGCUGCUGUGUGUUCUCAGCAGUGAGGGUCCUGAUGCUGCCCUGGCAUUAUGAGGUGCUCAGAUAAAUCCCUGCACCAUGCUGAAAGAUGUCUUGGGCUUUCAGUAAAGCUUCUCCUGGUUUUCUGUUCCUGCUAUGAUAAAAAUCCCAUUUCUCCUCUGACGUGAAUUUUUUUCAACUUUUAAGGAAUAUUGCAUUAGCCUCUUCCCUCCUCUCUGCCCCUUCAAAUGGAGAGUGAAAAGCACUUCCAAAAACUCAUGGAAGAAUGGCUGAUUCAGCUAGUAAAUGCAUGAUGUUUCCAGAUAGCCUUUCCUGGGAAGUUCCCUUUUUCAUAAAUAAAAGUGUUAAAAUUCAAACCAGUGAUCAAAAAAACCCCAAUUUGACCAUAUUAAAGUGUGGGUUUUGUUUUUUAUGCCCCCCAUGGCAUACUUGCUAAUUUAAAGCAUUUGUGUUACUACACCACCUGUAUUGUAUCUUGGCUAUAUUUGCUUGGGACUAGGGUUGCUACUGAGGAAUCCUGUAAAUUAAUAAACCUCAGUCCUGUAACAAAACUUGUUGACAUUGAUGUGCUGUGAGUGUAGACUAAAUCACCGAUUUUUUUGCAGAAUUAGCUUUAUUAAAAAAGGAAAACAAAUCAGUUAUUUUUCCUGAAGGUUGCUGUUACCUUCUUAAGGGUAAUGUAAAAUAAUUUAUUUGACUUAAAAUUUUCUUCAUUGCAUUUUUAAAAAUGUUUGUUAAUUGAAACUUUUUAAUUUGAAUUUUUGAUGUGCAGGGAAUAUUGUUUAGACUCUUCUUGUUACCUUUUCCUGCUACAUAUAUAAUUCUCAGAAUAACUGAAGAAUAUGGGGUUUGGAAAAUAAGGUUAUUCAUAGUGGUUAUUUCCCAAUUCCAAGACAUGUUCAAGUCCCACCAGUUUCCAUUUGGCUUUCACUAGUAGUUUUAGGUGCAGGUCCUGAUUUUCAAAGCAAUUAAGUUUGUCAGCUCGACCCCAGAUUUCACCCUCUUGCCGUGGUUCAUUUUCUCUUGGGCUAUACAGAUCAGACACGCUGUGACAUAACAGAGGAGUGCUGAGGACAGUAUGUUUUGCUCUGGGAUGGUGGGGAGAAGCCAGAACUUCAGACUUUGCUUGUCACCAGGAAAUGGUGCUAAGUCUUCUUUGCAAACUGUUCACAGAAUGCUUGAAAUUGGAAUGCGACUUUUUAAUUCUAAACCCUCCACCUCCAGCUUCCUAAAGGGAAAUCAUCUGCCAUGCAAUUCUGCAAGUGGGGGAAGCAGCAGGCCCUUCGUGUAAAAUGCUGGAAACUUUGUAGCUGAUAUUAAAGAUGUUUUAAGGCUGUAGUAUGAAAACACUAAAAAUAAAACCGAGUCUG
This is a messenger RNA of Pyrgilauda ruficollis (rufous-necked snowfinch), 6134 nucleotides long. It is a transcript of the gene HEATR3, whose product is annotated as HEAT repeat containing 3. The transcript is spliced from 16 exons. The record is from RefSeq and is a predicted model, not a curated record. Gene Ontology annotation, biological process: protein import into nucleus; ribosomal large subunit biogenesis. NCBI's taxonomy places the organism in Eukaryota, Metazoa, Chordata, Aves, Passeriformes, Passeridae. Bases 17 to 2035 code for a protein of 672 amino acids.